CCCCUUUCUCGAUCAAGCUGCUAUCUUUUCAAUCCAAUCAAGAUCAGCCUUGACGGUAGUGGUCGUCAGUCAAGACGGGCGCUUGUUAUGCCCCUGACGUCUCCUCGACACGUUUUCGAACGAAAAGAAGACACCGCUGAUCCUGACUCUAUAGAAGUGCCCCUCAUCGUCGACCUUGCCAUUGCUUCUCGGCCUGCUGAAGAUCUCGCUGCCCAAUGACGGAAGCUAGAUCAGACCCUGAGCUUGACCUGCUCUCACGAUGCGAUCAGUCGGCCACUCGUUGCCCUCGUCCUCCGCAGACCAUGCUCCUGUCCUCUCCUCUCGCAACUUCCGGCCAUUGCGUCGCGACUUUACAAUUGGACUGCGAUGGCGACAUCGAGCCACUCCUCCUCCCGCUCACACAGCGCUGUCUUGGGCUGCCUCGGCCUGACCGCCGGACGGAGCUUGGAUCUGUCAGAAGAAGGAGGGAGGCGGAGUUACUGAUGGUGGCCUGGCUGGCUGACCGUCGUGCGAGCGAAGUCGGCCGGAGCAACAACUUCCUAUCGCUUGAAGGAGGGUCACGAGAGCAGAGAAAGAUAUGGAUGAUGGCGCCAAGUCUUCUCGCUACGAUGACAAAUGAUGAAACGAUUCGCGAUACGAGUACGAGGGGGGCCCGAGCAUCCGCGCUAGCCACCUCGUUACGGAUCAUGCUUGAGCGGGAAGGACUUUGCCGUCAGCCAUGGGAAGAAGAGCGAGCUCAUCGCGAUACCGGCAGGAGAUCAAGGAGCUGACCCAUGGCUCGUCUUCUGCGGUCGCCUUUCGUAUCUCGUCUGCAGCGGUGAAGUCGCGGAG
This is a messenger RNA of Jaminaea rosea, 831 nucleotides long. RefSeq lists its product as hypothetical. Lineage: Eukaryota; Fungi; Basidiomycota; Exobasidiomycetes; Microstromatales. The record is from RefSeq and is a predicted model, not a curated record. The transcript has a single exon. The coding region runs from base 216 to 770 and encodes 184 amino acids.